AUGUCCAGAAGUUCCGAAGAGGCUGCGUCUGAAUACAGACUGGCUCUCGAGAAUCUGAAGGACAAUAACAAGAUGCAAAUAAAUCUGAUGACUAUAUUGGCGGAUGAUUAUAACUCUUUUUCAAAAGAUAUUGUUGAAGUAAUAGCGCAGCAAAUAAAGAAGGUUCCUCCGAUCCAAAAGUUACCGGUGAUGUAUGUAAUGGAUUCAAUUUUAAAGAAUUUAACGGGUGCUGGAAAUUAUAAAGAACAUAUCGAGAAAUCAGUUCACGAUGUUUUUGUGCACGUUUUUGAAACGGGUGAUGAAAGGACACGUUUGGCUUUACACAAGUUGAGGCAGACCUGGAACGAUUACUUUAAGGCUUCUACUUUGUACAAGAUCGAUCUUGCUGUUCACGCUAUUGAUCCAGCUUGGCCGAUAGUGACGCCUCAGCCGCACAGUGUUGCCUCAACCUCUGCAGCAUCACAGUCAAACCACACUACUACGACGGCAAUGCAUACGCGCAAUAGUAAAGUACAUGUCAAUCCGCAUUUCUUCCAGAAAAAUUCUGUUGCAAACGGGCAACAACAAUUGCCUUCAUUAACCACUGAAAAGAAGGGCGCGGAUCCAAGGUUGGCGAGAAGUGCAACAAACAACAGAAUUGCUAAUAAUGGGAAAACAGCUGAGUCUUCAGUCGGUACUCGUGCAACAGGCGACUCUAAAAUUACAUUCAACAUAGCAGCAGUGAAACAGGAAGUAACUGAACCCCCUACCGAUGUUGAUGAAAGGGUUGUACAGGAGCGCGAUGACAAAAGUGCUGUUAAGGGACAUUCUCGCUGGUACUUUUUUGCAAGAUUUUUUUAUGUGAUGGAAGAAAAUUUCUUUAAAUCAGCUAUUGUGUCUUCUGACAAAAGCCAUUAUGGUUUACUUUUGAACUGUUCACUACAUCAGUCCCGUCAUUUCAGGAUUGAACCCAAUGGGGUUGGCCGUCGAUCUCCUUUAGAGAACGGUGUGAAGCGGAGAGGUCCAGUUAGUGAAAUGGCUGUGGAAGAAAAGAGGUUAAGGAGCGUGAAGACUCCGCCAGUUGAAAUUAAUGAACAACAACCAUCAACUUCAACUGCCCUUCCUCGUCCAACAAAUAGCCUUGGUACUCAUGCUUUCGUGUCUGCAGUUCCUUUCCGUGCGCCUUACACUGCUCCUGUCAUACCGCAAGUAAUGCUUUCUGAUUUUUUAAAUAAUAUUUCGGUCAUACCAACAGUUGCCGGUAUGAUGCCAGUAUCUGUUCCUUCAAUGGUGCCUGUUGUUGCAUCGAAGUCUACUCCUUUCGCAUCUGCAGAAGUAUCUGGUUUGCCAGUGGUUCCCAUGCCGGGUUUUCCACCUUUGGCUCCUUCGCAACUUCAAAUGCCACCUAUGAUCCCACCGGGCACUUCGCUUUUGGCGCCAGGAGUCCCUGUUACAGCUCCUGUAGUUGCUCCAAUCGUUGCACCGUCGGUUUUACCAGUAGUUCCUGCUCCCACGGCUGCCGUGCCACCGAUUAUCAGUAGUGACACUCCAAAGUUGGAGGGAAUACCAGCUAAUAACAGGAUCUUUGUUGAUGGGCGUGCUUACGAAGUUUUCUUUGUUGAUGAUAUUCCUGUGAUUGAAAGGAAUGGUCUACCUCAUAGAAUUUAUUUUACGGGUGCUCCGCGCAACGUGAUUAUCGAUGGUACUGCACAUUUAUUACAUUUUGGGGAGGAAAAACGAGUCGUAAUUGAUGGGGAGGAACACGUUUUGAGGUUUGGAGCCCCAUCUCGUGAGUUAUACAUGGGUAAUUAUCCCUUCAAAGGUGCAUUUGGUGGUCCUCCUAUUUUUGCUACAAUCAAUGGAGUUCGUCAUGAAAUAAGGUUGGGUGGCCCUCCUCCAGACGUUAAGAUUGAGCCUGACCCUUGUUACGAGUUGCUCCCACAUAUGCCGCGGAAGACGAGCAAGCCAGCCAACCCGCCACCUGUUUCAAGCAUGGUUGUUUUAGAAAAGAAGCCUGCUGUUGACGUUAAGGAACUUCUUGCAAAUUUACAAAAGCGAGGAAUUCUUUCUUCUUUGAAAGGUACAACGACAAGCAGCUCACGGAAAGAAGAGUCUGGAGGAGACUCACCCAGUCGCUCUGCAACUCCUCCUAUUCCAUCCGAACAUAGAGGUGAAGUAACGGAUCGCAUGCCAAAACCUCCAUCAGAUUUUAAAAAUUUCUCAAUGCGGGCGUUGAAAAUACGGUAUGACUCCGUUAUUGAAGCCUUGCAUAAAUCUCGGCAGUUGUGUCCUAAUUGUGGCCUUCGUUUUAACGACUUAACGGGGGCAAAGUACCAGCAGCACUUGGAUUGGCAUUUCCGCGAGAAUUUGAAAUCGUCUGAUAAGUCGCGUUGCCGCGAAUGGUACAUCUCUUUGGAGGGUUGGCUAGAAUAUAGCGAGGAAAAGAAUAUUCUUGCCACUUCUUCUUCACAAGCAUCUUUGCAUGUAAGUGCAGAAGACACAGCUAAAGAAGUUGGAAAUAGAGUCAUCGUGUCAUGUGACUCUGUGGAAUCGAAGGAAUGCAGUGUCUGCAAAGAGAAGUUUGAAGAAUGCUGGGACGAAGAUGAGGAUACAUGGAUUUUAAAGGACUGUGUGCUAGGACCAGAUGGGAGGCCAUUUCAUCCGGGGUGCGUUUUGGACGCAUCUACUUUCCACUGUUCUGCUGGUGAUGCUGAAGAUGAUGAUGAAAAAUGUGAUAAAUCCUUGUUUUUUGCUGCUGAUGCAAACCAAAGUGACCGUGUCAGUUGUACAUUUGUGCAAGAAUAA
This is a messenger RNA of Enterobius vermicularis (human pinworm), 2784 nucleotides long. The record is from the annotation of a GenBank genome assembly. Lineage: Eukaryota; Metazoa; Nematoda; Chromadorea; Rhabditida; Oxyuridae.